Molecule: messenger RNA, 4399 nt
Organism: Mya arenaria
Lineage: Eukaryota; Metazoa; Mollusca; Bivalvia; Myida; Myidae
Product: general transcription factor IIH subunit 2-like
Exons: 13
Coding region: 65-1261 (398 amino acids)
Biological process (GO): nucleotide-excision repair; DNA-templated transcription; regulation of transcription by RNA polymerase II
Cellular component (GO): transcription factor TFIIH holo complex; transcription factor TFIIH core complex
Molecular function (GO): zinc ion binding
Source: RefSeq, a predicted model, not a curated record
CCGUUCAAUCGUAGUUAGCGCAAAAUUUGCAUGCUGUGGCUUCAAUGAACAACACUUUGCAAAAAUGACGGAAGAAGAUGACCAAGGAUAUCGCUGGGAGACUGAAUAUGAAAAGACCUGGGAAGUGCUGCAAGAAGAUGCAGAGGGCUCCCUUCAGGCUAGCAUUGAUGAGCUCGUUCACAAGGCGAAGCGGAGAAAACAGUUGGAGAAGAUCACCAAUGUCCGACUGGGAAUGAUGCGUCACAUGUUUAUUAUCAUCGACAUGUCUUCAGCUAUGGAUGAUCAAGACCUUAAGCCAUCAAGACUAGUCUGCUCCUUAAAGUUAUUGGAGCAUUUUAUAGAGGAGUAUUUCGACCAGAACCCUAUCAGUCAACUGGGGAUAAUUGUAACCAAGAACAAGAGGGCGGAGAAAAUCACCGAGUUAGGAGGUAACCCCCGGCGCCACAUCAAUGCUGUUCAGAAGUUAAAAGAGCGGGCUUGUCAGGGAGAACCUUCACUCCAGAAUUCCCUUGAACUCGCCAUGCAGACUCUAAGACAUAUGCCUGGCCAUGCUAGCCGAGAGGUUGUGUGUAUAUUUGGUAGCCUGACCACGUGUGAUCCAGGAGACAUACUGGAAACCAUCAAGUUGGUGGGAGAAAGCAAUAUCCGUUGUUCUAUGGUUGGAUUAUCUGCCGAAGUCCGGGUCUGCAGGAAGUUGUGUUCAGACACAAAUGGUCGUUACACUGUGAUAUUGGAUGAGAGCCACUUUAAAGAUCUUUUAAAUCAGCACACCAGUCCACCCCCUGCCAUGAUGAACACCGAGUCUUCCCUGAUCCGAAUGGGCUUCCCCCAUCAGCAGCUAGGUAGUGAUAAGGACAAGCCUGCCAUGUGUAUGUGUCACCUGGACAGUAAGACUGUGGAGGGGUUCAGCACGACUGGCUACUUCUGUCCUCAAUGUAAGAGCAAGUACUGCGAGCUUCCCAUCGAGUGCAAGGCCUGUGGUUUGACGCUCGUGUCGGCCCCUCAUCUAGCAAGAUCCUACCACCACCUGUUCCCACUUGAUCAAUCAAAGGAGGUCCCGGUCACAGAUUUUGACCCGGGCUUCAAUAUAUACUGUUAUGCUUGUCAAGGCCAGAUUUUGGAACAGUCUGUGUAUCGAUGUGUGAAAUGUAAGAACCUGUUCUGUAUCGACUGUGACAUCUUCAUCCACGACACCCUCCAUUCCUGUCCUGGCUGUGCAAGCUCCCGAAACACUCAGACUGCAGAAGCUGUCUUUACUUGAAUGCAAACUCCCGCAAUACCUAGACUGCAGAAGCCAUCUUAACUUGACUGUUACAAGCUCAAUCAAGAUUUGAACAGCACAAUUUCAUUGGGCAGCAAUUGACAAUCUACAGUUGAAUUGUUCCAUGUGCAUCCAUCAAGAUCGGGCACUGUCUACAGUUGAACUGUUCUAUUUGCCUCCAUCAAGAUCAGACACUGUCUACAGUUGAACUAUGUGCCUCAAGUAAUAUUUAAACUUGGAUGGCAGUCUCCACUUUAUUCAAGUUGCCAAAGUCCACUGAAUAUGGAUAUAUGUACAUCUGUAACAGGUUUGUAAAGAGUUCAAUCAGAUCACACACCCUGUAUAUUGAAAUCUUACUGUUGUUACCAAGGUAUCUCAUCAACCUGUGCCACCCAUAAAAAUGGACAUCAUAACUACUGGUAAGUAGGUUGCUGCUGGGUAUGAGUAAUGAGUGUUGUUUUUUAGAUACAUGUAACUAACAUUAUCAUUAUUUAGUUUGCCAUGUUCUAUAUGGCAUGGGUAACUGUUGUGAUCUGCCUUUGUCUGAAAAUGAAAAAAGGUCUGUGAAGCAUAAACAUUAGUACUAGAAUUGAUUUAUUGCAUUAAGCCAUACAUGUUUAAAGCUUGUUUGAUUUACAAAGAAAAUAUGAGGAGGUUUUAUCAUAGACAUUGGGUCGUCAGCUUUGAUUCAGAACCUCGAACCUUGGCUGUAAAUAAAAAUGCAUCCAAGAUAAUCAAAUGACUCAUGUGCAUAUGUUGCUAGUUGCAGAACACCCCUGACCGAAAAACACAGACCAGCGUGGGCAUUUUUUCCACAGCACUUAUAAAAUAUUUUAUUCCAGUGGUAGAAAUCUUGUAAGCAAAUGUGUUAGCUUUGCAUUGAAAAAGGGUCAAGACUUUCGUUGCCAUGGUCUUUGGGUCGCUCUUGUAGAUAUUGUUUUUUAUCCUCUUUAAAAAUAGGGCAUAAAUUAAAAAAAAUCAAGGUACCGUAAAUGACUGGGUAUUAGACACACUUUUUUUUCCAAUAUAAGGUUUUUGCAUUACUUAACUUUUCAUUCUCGACAGGUUAUCGUUUACGAUAUACUGUCAGAAAGAAAUCUUACAAAGUGUCUUAAAAGGUACUUUUCAGUGCCAUCCAGAAACGAAUUGUCACACUCUUUUCGGUGCCUAUCCUAACAUGAAACGAAUAAAAAUGAAACAUAUUUUGCAUUGUCAUUGUAUGGUUUUAAAGAUAACCAUCGCCAUUUGCACGAAAACAAUUUUUUUCGUCACUGUCAACAAACAUGGUGGCCGAAAUCGGCAGCCGAUUUUUACAUUUUUCUAUGCGUCCUUUAACACAAAACAUUGAUUAAAAGUUUUUUCCUCAGUUUUUUUUUUCACGGAUUAUUUUGCCUGCGUCUAAUACUCCCUAUCAUCUUAUACCCAGUCAUUUACGGUACUCAAAUGAAACUUGGUACACAUGUUGCCAGAGGUAAUGUUCACCUUUAUAGUAAUAGUUAUAGUAUAGUCUUUCUGGCUUUUAUAAUUGUUGUCCCCUUGUUGGACUGAAAGAACUUCAACUGAGUGUUAUGGUUUUCUCCACAGCACCUUAACUUUCCUUUUUGUUGUUUUUUGUUGUAAAAAGGGUUAUAUAUAAAAGCCUUUAUUCAUUGUGAAUGAAAAUUCCAUGUCAUACUUCUUGCUUUCCUUUCCUUUCUUUUGGAGAAAUGAUCAACUUUAAAACUGUAAGUUGCCAGGGACAGCCUUAGUUAUCUUUAAUGGUUGAUGUGUUAACGAUGGGUGUUGUUUUUUCAUGUUGCAUUGAGAUCUGUUGAAUGGUUAACAAGUGGUUCCUUCUUAGCAGCUUCAAAACCUUGUCAUUAGUGGCUGAAGGAUUGAAGUGGACAGAGUUAUUGUUAAGUUUUGCUAUUAAUUGUCAUUUUUUCUUCAAAAGAGGUUUAUCGUCCAAGGGACAAUAAUGCUCACAACUGAAGUUUUGUAGAAACUGUUUACCUUAGAUCCAAACUGAAAUAAGUAAAAAAGUUAAUUCAGAGGUCAAAGUUUGACCUUCCUGCAGCUUCUUGGAUUCAUUUGUUACAUAAUGUCAUGAUCAUAUGUUUUCGCCUUGGCUUCACUGUGACCGGACACAGUCAGCUCCUUUGGGUAAAGAAACCGUAUAUUCCUUUGCCCGCAUUUUUUAUCCAACAGAGACCAUGUUGAUGAAUUUAUUACACAAAAUAACAUUGUAAAUUAUAUAUUGCCAUGACGGCACAUUCCGAAACUACUACAGUUUCCAAAAUUGUUGUACAGAUUUGUUACAUAAUGCGUCAUACUUGAAUAGACUUAUGGCUUUAUUUAUCUUCAUUUGUAAUUGAACAUGCCAUAAUAUUUUCUGCUAAAGUGUUUGUUUCUGAUGUAUGAAGGAAGAAUUUGGAUACCUCUGUACUACAAAUACAGUUUACUUCUGAUAUAUAACAAAUGAAUAUUAAAUACUGAAAGAUUUUUCCCACUUAUGAACUUUUAACUUAUUUUUGCGAUUAACAGUUUCUGUCUUUUACAUGGAAGUUUUUUGCUGAAGUGGGUUUUGUUACAGAGUUAUUUUUUUGUCUUAACAAAUAUGAUCAGGUAUCGUCUAUAUGCAGUUUAUGCAUUCAGCCUAUAUCUUAAGAGUGAAAAUUGAACCUGCCAUUAGUCCGUUUGAUUGUUCUUAACAAGGUUGACAACGGUAAUGGUCACAUCUUUAACAUGAAUAUGUGAAAGUUCCAAACAAAUAUAUAUUACUUGAGCAUCAUUUGAAUGAGCUUUUUAAGUAGAAAAGAAAAUGGUAACAAAAACAUAUUAGAAAGCACACAGUACAAAUUUUAUUAAGAAAACAAGUCAUUGACAAUAAUAUACAGAACAAUUUAUGGUCAUGCUAUGUUUUAAUAACCUAUUUGAACAUUUUAAAAUGUCAAGAAAACAGAUCAGAUUCAAAAAAUUAUUUUAAAAAGAGGAAACCAAACAAAAUAGUAAUAUUACCAUCACACUAUACAUAUAUUCAGUUAUUCAUGAAUCAGAUCAAAUGCAAAAAAAGUGUUCAAGCUUUGAGUACAAAAAAAAGACGAGAAAAACUGCUACAUCGAGGAAAAUUGUCAUCCCUGCAGAUACAAUGCAAAAUGU